This is a messenger RNA of Aplosporella prunicola CBS 121167, 2338 nucleotides long. RefSeq lists its product as uncharacterized. Gene Ontology annotation, cellular component: cell projection; cortical actin cytoskeleton; Z disc. NCBI's taxonomy places the organism in Eukaryota, Fungi, Ascomycota, Dothideomycetes, Botryosphaeriales, Aplosporellaceae. Bases 88 to 2034 code for a protein of 648 amino acids. Gene Ontology annotation, biological process: actin cytoskeleton organization; muscle cell development. Gene Ontology annotation, molecular function: calcium ion binding; actin filament binding. The record is from RefSeq and is a predicted model, not a curated record. The transcript has 5 exons.
CCACCGUCAACAACAACCCGCUCUCUCCCGCUCUCCCGCUCUCCCUCCCACCCGCUCCUCUCCAGUCGCCAAUGCUGCGCCAACACCAUGGCCCCGCUUGAGCAGCAUUGGGUCAUCGUCCAGCAAAAGACCUUCACCAAAUGGCUUAACAGCAAACUCUCCGUGCGGAACCUCGUCAUAACCGACCUCUGUCCAGACCUCUCCGAUGGCGUCCUCCUCAUCCACCUCCUCGAGAUCCUCAGCCAGGAAUCCCUCGGCCGCUAUGCCUCCAAGCCCAAGCUGCGCGUGCAGCGCUUCGAAAAUGUCAACAAGGCGCUGGACUUCGUUAAGGGGCGUGGCAUCCAGAUGGUCAACAUGGGCGCCGAGGAUGUCGUCGACGGCAACAAGAAGAUCAUCCUCGGUCUGAUCUGGACGCUGAUUCUCCGCUUCACCAUCAGCGACAUCAACGCCGAAGGUUUGAGCGCCAAGGAGGGCUUGCUGCUGUGGUGUCAGAGGAAGACUGCUUGCUACGACGAGGUUGAAGUUCGCAACUUCUCGGACAGCUGGAAUGACGGCCUGGCUUUUUGCGCUUUGCUUGAUAUCCACCGCCCCGACCUCAUCGACUAUGACGCCUUGGACAAAAACGACCACCAUGGCAACAUGAAGCUAGCUUUCGAAAUUGCCUCCAAGGAGAUCGGCAUCCCAGACUUGCUUGAUGUCGAGGACGUUUGCGACGUCGCCAAACCGGAUGAGCGCUCUUUGAUGACCUACAUCGCCUACUGGUUCCACGCUUUCUCGCAGAUGGAGCGCGUCGAAAACGCCGGUCGUCGUGUGGAGAAAUUCGUGCAGAACAUGCACGGCGCCUGGCAGAUGCAAAACGACUUCGAACGCCGGAUGAGGGAGCUUUUGCGUCAAAUUGCCGAGCAGAUCAAACGCUGGCAAGAAGCUACUUUUGAAGGCACAUACACUGACGCCAAGCUCCAAUCGAGCGAGUUCACGUCGUAUAAGCGCAGCCAAAAGCGGAAGUGGGUAGCGGAGAAAUCGGACUUGGUGGGCCUUUUGGGCAACAUUAAAACGAAGCUCAGCACAUACCGGCUGCGACCGUAUACACCGCCGCCAGAGUUGAGCCCGGAAGCCCUCGACAUGGCUUGGGGAGGACUGCUGAAAGCGGAGCGCGAGAGGAGCCAGAUCAUCAACGAGACCAUUCGAGACAUCAAGAAUGCUCUCCGUCGAUCUUUCGCUGACAAGGCGAAUGAUCUGGCACUUGCGCUCAACACACUGUCCACCUCGCUUUCUGGCCUCGAGGGCGAGGUAGAAGACCAAUUGCAGCAUACCCAAAGACUCAGCGAGAACCUCCAACCGCUGGACGAAUUCCUCGACAUAAUCUCAGAUAUCGACCAGCAGUGCCUAGAGGCAAACAUUGAGGAGAAUGACUUCACGACCUACACAUACGAUGAGCUCGAUUAUGAGCUUGGUUUGGUGAAGUCCAGCGUAUCGAAGAAACUUGCUUUCUUGGAGAACCAGAUGGUCGCGCGCAACAUGACCAAUCUCACGCCCAUCCAACUCGAAGAAUUCGAAUCUGUGUUCCGACAUUUCGACCGCGAUGUCAGCAACUCGCUGACGGAGCUCGAGUUCUCGGCUGCACUUGCUAGUUUGGGUCUUGUGUACGACGAGGAUGAAAUGCACGAGAAGUUUCUCGAAACGAGCGAUGGCAAUCACUUUGUCACGUUCGAACAGUUCAUUCGAUUCAUGGUCGACGAGACGGAGGAUCAGAACACGGCAGAGCAGGUUUUCGACAGCUUCCGGGAGGUUGCAGACGGCAAGCCGUACGUUACCGAACUCGAUCUGCGGCAUUCGCUUGUGCCUGACGAGAUCAUCGAGGAUUUGAUUUCGACCAUGCCGGAGCACAAGGGUCCCGACCUGCAGGAGGAUCGCGAAUUGGCCAAGUACGACUACGUGGAGUUCAUGAACCGCUUCUUGUCGGGACAGUCGAGAGCAGAGCGUAAUGGCGAAGACGUGGAGGAGGUGGGGGAGGUGUACGAGGAGGAGGAGUGAUUGAGGGAGUGAGGGAGUAGAAGUGGUAGCAGUAGUAGUAAUGAUGGGCGCGUUGGGCGGGGGCGUUGGAUUUGCGUAGGUAUACCGAAGCGUAGCUGCGGCUGCGGUGGCGGCGGCAUUGGAGCGGACGGCGUUUUGAAUAUACUACAUAACACCUUUGGGUGUCACGGGUCUGUAAUUAGAACAAUGGAAGCGUGGUCGACCGCUGACGGGAGGAGGGCGUUGUGUGAAGCGGGGACGGCGGGCCUGAAACAAGAGGGUGUUGCGACGGGCGGCGAGAGCAGAUCUCAAUCCUUUGGUGCAG